AUGUCGAAUGAGCGAAUUGUAAUAUCAUUGGUUUUGCAAGCUUUGCUUGACACCUGUAAAACUAAGGUUGUCGAUGAUUUUAUACAAAGUGUUUUAAAACUCGUUCAAGAUUGUUUUCACGAGACCGAAGAUGUACCAGUUGUUCAGAGAGCAGUAGCACUCGAGAGAACGUUUUCACGAAAUAGAUCCGAUGGCAUCCACUACUUGGCGGUAAAACAAUCGUGGGAAAAGUUAAUUUUUUGCUCAGGUCAAAACGUACAGCUCAGCUCUGCUUCAGUGUAUGUAAUACUGCAGCAAAUUCUCCAGCAUUUCUGGUUCACCAGUGCCAAUACUCAAGAUGCAACAGUAGAUAUAUCGAAUGUGGAUUCACUCCCUGCAACUACAAGCUAUAUUGAUGCAAACCAGGACAAUGACACUAUUCGGGACCAUGCUGGGUGGGCAAUAAAGAGGGCAAGGGAUGUUAUCUUCAAGGGACAAAAUGAACUGCCGGCGAAAGCGACUGUUGAUGAAGAUUCCCCAGUGAUUUUUGGCAGCAAGACAGACGCAUUGGCAGUGUUAUCGUUAUUAGGAGAAGACAAAAAACAGCCAGAUGACAGCUACAGAUUUAGGAUUUACGAGCAUGUUAUUCCUUUUUUUAUACUUCUGCACAAAUUAGCCGAAAGUUUAUUAAGUCCGGAAAAUAUACUUAGGGAAAAAGAAAACAUUUUAAAGUUUUGUCUUGGCCGAAUGUCAACUAAUAAGGAAUUGCGAGGUAGAUGGGAUGAACUGACACCAAAUUCGGAUAUACGAACAUCAGUUGUUGUGUUGCAAAGAAUCGUUACUUUUUUCAUGAAAUCCAAACAACAAAUAAUUCGGGAAAAAGAAGGCCUUAAACCCAACAAAACUAGUGUAGCUCUGCGACAGCAAAUCAGACGACCAAAUAAAAAAUGUUCUACAAUAUCUUCCACUCAGACGACAACGGACCAUCAUAUACAAACCUUGAGAACCAAUUUUGACAGUUCUUCUUUAGACGUGUUUUUACUCCAUCUGAAAACUUUGCCCCCCUCUGAACAAGAACAUAUAUUGGGAAACCUUCAAGGGAAGGAACUGGGUAAAAUUUUGAAGUCUUUGGGUCAGCCUGCAUUUUUGGGGAAAAAGAAAGAAAAACAGAUACAGACCCUCCUUGAGGCAGUGAAGGGGGGGAUGGUAUGUGUUAAGUUUCCUGAUGAG
Molecule: messenger RNA, 1209 nt
Organism: Paramuricea clavata
Lineage: Eukaryota; Metazoa; Cnidaria; Anthozoa; Malacalcyonacea; Plexauridae
Source: the annotation of a GenBank genome assembly